GAUUCAUCAAGCCCGCGGAUCACCUUGUCAAUUCCUGAGUUAAUGAUCUCAAGUGGAAGGAUUCAUGGGAUUAUCCUCUCGUUCCACUCCCGCCUGAAAUUGAACGCUUUCUGCGAUCCACCCUCCCUACUUUUUGUUUUUGCAAUCUGUCUCUAGUUUGGUUGUCUAUGGACUCAUGCAAGUAACGGAUUACAAAGUGAUUGCACCAUUGGAUCAGGAAGUUAAAGAUGACGCCACGCGUACCUCACAGAUGAGGCAACCCCUGAGUCUCUGUAUUCUGAGACCGAAACUCGAGUCCGCAGCGGCACUUCCAAAUGGGGAAACGAUUGGUGCCUUCUUGAAUCACAAGAAGAGUGACCAAUUGGAUUCCAACGUUCAGCGCAUUUCCGAUCGGUCAUUGAAAGCCGAAGAAGAUGCUCCUGUGUUCUCUUCGGACGAACCUUGCGCAGUCCAGGCCCUGCCAGUGUCCUCCGUUUCUGGGCAAGACAAGCGAGAACACACGUGCAGCUACUGUGAUAAAUCGUUCUCCCAAGCAGGCAAUCUGAAGAUGCACAUCCGUUCUGUACAUUUGAACCAACGCCCCUAUUCAUGCGAAUACUGUAAACAAUUGUUUACCGAGAAGAACCAUGUGCGAAGACAUAUCGAAACCGUUCAUUUGAAGAAAUCAGCGGAUGGAACCUGA
Molecule: messenger RNA, 682 nt
Organism: Dicrocoelium dendriticum
Lineage: Eukaryota; Metazoa; Platyhelminthes; Trematoda; Plagiorchiida; Dicrocoeliidae
Source: the annotation of a GenBank genome assembly